AUGCCUUCCCGAGUCUCGAUCCUGAAGGCGCGGUGCUCAUCGCUAGCCAUUCGACCGAAGAGUCUACCGAAGAACCGAUGGAGCAGUAUCGGUAGUCGUGCAUAUGCUGCGCCUGCAGGCUUUCACCAUCAACGCAGAAUGGCAAGCGAUGAUGCAAAGAAUCCAAAGAAAACGCAAGCUUCAGAAGAUUUCAAGGGGCCGACCCAGGAUGCGUUGCCGCAUAUUACGGAAGAAACGGCUGCUAUGGAUAAGAUUCUAGGAGAGACGCCGCCAGACAUCGAGCAGGGGACACCGGUGCAAGAGAUUCUCAAACGUGACAAAGAAGCUCAGAAAAACGCCCCCAAAGUGCUCAAAGACAGCAUUAACGCCGAAACCAAUAGCUCUGGCAAACCUCCGGGGUCAAGAUCAUUUUCGACUUUUUCUGCUUCUCGAUUUGGGUCCCGAUCAUUCUCAACCAUUGCAAGACGCAAUGCAGAAGCUACAGCAGAACUUGUCCGAUUCGAAGAUACCAGAGCAGUAGGCCUCGAGUACCCCGACGCCGGCUUCGGUCACAAAUUCCCUUUGCCGGAUAUCACCAAAUUUCCAAAGACGAACCACAUCAAGAAACGGUACGACGAGGUGUUGGAGCAAGUUACGCGGAGUAUUAUGCGACAUGGGAAAUUGAGUCGGGCGCAAAAGAAUAUGGACGAAAUCCUCGACAAUCUCCGCAAAGCCCCCGUUCCCUCCGCAGGAGAACAUGGCUUGCUUACCGAUCUCCCGCGUGACGAGCUUCCUCUCUCGCCUGUUCAGUAUUUGACUGCCAUUAUUGACUCUGUGGCCCCUCUUGUGCGAAUCCGACAGUUGAGAGGUUUGAUGGGUGGCGGUGCGUCUAUGCCUGUGCCUGUUCCUUUGAAUCGACGGCAACGACGUCGGGCGGCCAUUCAGUGGAUUCUUGCUGGUGCCGAGAACAGACGGGAAACCAGACUUGCAGAACGUGUAUCAAAGGAACUUAUUGCCGUGGCUGAGGGGAGAGGGUCGGCAUGGGAACGGAGACAGAGGGUGCACAAGAUGGCUAUUAGCACUAGAGCCAAUGUCAAGACUAUGUUGCAAGGACCGAGGAAGAGGGGAGGUGGGAAAUAA
Molecule: messenger RNA, 1119 nt
Organism: Exophiala dermatitidis NIH/UT8656
Lineage: Eukaryota; Fungi; Ascomycota; Eurotiomycetes; Chaetothyriales; Herpotrichiellaceae
Product: 30S ribosomal protein S5e
Exons: 2
Coding region: 1-1119 (372 amino acids)
Biological process (GO): translation; ribosomal small subunit assembly
Cellular component (GO): ribosome
Molecular function (GO): mRNA binding; structural constituent of ribosome; rRNA binding
Source: RefSeq, a predicted model, not a curated record